UUGAAGCUAUAGAAUUCAGUUUAUUGUGGUUCUUACAAGUUAUAUUACUUAUCAUUCAAUUUACUUUUCUAUUAAGUAUUUGGCGUUGUACUAAAUAGGUCCAAAAUUAUAAUCAUGAAGAUCUUAUUAUUUAGUAUUAUUCUGUUGUCAGCUACGAUGGGGUUUUGCCAAGGGAGAAACUCUAUUAAUAUUGAAAUCGAUGGUAACCAUCAUGUUAACAUGGCCAAUGGCCCUGACAAUAAUAGUGUGGCAAAAACUGAAUCACCUACGAAUACUUACGGAAUUGAGGAUAACAUUUUCGAAUUUGAUUUGCGUGACAAAAAUAGCAGUGACCGUCCACCGCAUAUUAAUAUUUACUACAAAUCUGGAGUUACUAAUAGGGAAAACCGUCCACCGCAUAUUCAUAUUUACUGCCCAUGUGGAGUUGAUGGCCCCGAAAAUAAUAGGAGACCACCGCCUUUGGAUUUUUACAUCGCUGGUGAAAACGAAUAUAGCCAACGCCAAGACCCUUUGAAUAAUAGUGGGGCAAAAACUGAAUCACCUACGAAUACUUACGGAGUUGAGGAAAACAUUUUCGAAUUUGAUUUGCGUGGCGAAAAUAGUAGAGACCGCGCACCGCAUAUUAAUAUUUACUACGUAUCUGUAGUUUUUGGCACCGGCAAUAAUAGGGCACCCGGUCUACUACAUAUUAAUAUUUACUACCAGCCUGGAGUUCUUGGUCCCGAAAAUAGUAGGGCAAACGCUGAACCACCUUCAUAUUAUCACGGAAUUGGAUAUCCGCCAUUACCAGUACAUAGACCAUCUGGAGAAGACUGGAAUAAUUAUAAUCCUAACUUUCUAAGUCAACCUUGGCCAAAUCCUCCUUCCCGCAAUAGUCGCACCAGCGCAGAACAGCCUACAAAUAGUUACGGAAUGGGUGGCAACGACAAUAAUACGGCAAAUACUGAACCACCUACAGGUGCUUUCAGAAUGGGUGGCACCAACAUUAAUAGAAACCCGCAAUCACCACCACUUGGACCAUCUGGAGAACACUGGAAUAAUAAUAUGAAUAAUAUUAAUCCUAACUUUCCAUGGGCAAACACUGUACCGCCUUCAUAUAAUCACGGAAAUGGUGGCCAACCACCACUUGGACCAUCUGGAGAAUACUGGAAUAAUCAUACGAAUAAUAUUAAUCCUAACUUUCCAAUGGGAAACUAUAGACCAUCAAAUAGUUGGUACAACAGACCUGGAGUUGGUGGUACCGACAAUAAUAGUCAACCUUGGCCAAAUCCUCCUUCCCGCAAUAGUCGCACCAGCGCAGAACAGCCUACAAGUAGUUACGGAAUGGGUGGCAACGACAAUAAUAAGGCAAAUACUGAAUCCCCUACAGAUGCUUUCAGAAUGGGUGGAACUAACAUUAAUAGAAAUCCGCAAUCACCACCACUUGGACCAUCUGGAGAACACUGGAAUAAUAAUAUGAAUAAUAUUAAUCCUAACUUUCCAUGGGCAAACACUGUACCGCCUUCAUAUAAUCACGGAAAUGGUGGCCAACCACCACUUGGACCAUCUGGAGAACACUGGAAUAAUCAUACGAAUAAUAUUAAUCCUAACUUUCCGAUGGGAAACUAUAGACCAUCAAAUAGUUGGUACAAUGGACCGCCAUUACCUGUGCAUGGAACAAAUGAUCCAGAAUACGUUAAUUACAUAAAUAGAGUUUAUCCAGGUAGUAACUUUCCAGUGAGAAACAAUGGACAGUCAACUAAUGCGUACUACGGAUCAGGAUUUGGCGGCUUUGUUAACAAUAGUCAGCCUUGGCCAAACAACCCUUACCAAAAUAGUUGGACCAACACUCCCUACGAACAUCCUGCGAAUAGUUACCAAAUGGGUGGCAACGACUAUAAUAGGGCACAUACUGAACCACCUACAAAAGCUUCCGAACUGAGUGACAACGACAGUAAUAGGGCACAUACUGAACCACCUACAAAAGCUUCCGAAAUGAGUGACAACGACAGUAAUAGGGCACAUACUGAACCACCAACAAAAGCUUCCGGAAUGAGUGACAACGACAGUAAUAGGGCACAUGCUGAACCACCUACAGAUGAUUUCGGAUUUGGCGACAACGACAGUAAUAGGGUAAAUACUGAACCACCUACAGCUGCUUUUGAAAUGGUUGGCAACGACAAUAUAAUGGCAAAUACUGAAUCGCCUACAGAUGCUUUCAGAAUGAGUGACACCAACAUUGAUAAUAUGGGUCCACGUCGGCCAAACCGCCGCAAUAGGACCAACACUGGAUUGCCUAGGAAUAGUUACGAAAUUAAUAGCACCAGCAAUAUUAGGCAACGUCGGCCAACCCGGAAUAUUAGGACCAACACUGAACCGCCUAGGAAUAAUUAUGAAAUUGCUGGGGAAAACAAUGGAUGGUGUAAUCUCUUGUUAAAUAUUCUCGGAUUUGGUGUUAGAGGCGUUAAUAAUGCAUUCAAUAGAUGGUUUAAUAGGGUAAACACUGGACCGCCUACGAAUAUUCACAGAACUGAUGGCACCGACAACAAUAGGUCAAUUACUGAAACACCUACAGAUGGCAACGACAAUAACAGUCAUCCGCAAGAACCGCGAUCUGCGUCAGAAAACCGGAGAAAUAAUUGUAAUAUAAUGUAAAUGUCUAGCUUAUUCAUCAUAAGCAUUUCAUUGUUAAACUAUAAAAAAAAUAUAAAUUGUAAUAUAUAAAAAAAAUUGUUUCCCGUUAUCUUCUGUUU
This is a messenger RNA of Adelges cooleyi (spruce gall adelgid), 2732 nucleotides long. RefSeq names its product probable cyclin-dependent serine/threonine-protein kinase DDB_G0292550. The record is from RefSeq and is a predicted model, not a curated record. NCBI's taxonomy places the organism in Eukaryota, Metazoa, Arthropoda, Insecta, Hemiptera, Adelgidae. The transcript is spliced from 41 exons. The coding region runs from base 115 to 2634 and encodes 839 amino acids.